Messenger RNA from Scomber japonicus (chub mackerel), 1392 nucleotides. RefSeq names its product meiosis specific with OB-fold (gene meiob). Gene Ontology annotation, molecular function: single-stranded DNA binding; single-stranded DNA 3'-5' DNA exonuclease activity. NCBI's taxonomy places the organism in Eukaryota, Metazoa, Chordata, Actinopteri, Scombriformes, Scombridae. Gene Ontology annotation, biological process: resolution of meiotic recombination intermediates. The transcript is spliced from 13 exons. The coding region runs from base 1 to 1392 and encodes 463 amino acids. The record is from RefSeq and is a predicted model, not a curated record.
AUGGCCUCUCACAGCUAUGUUUCCAUCUCUGAGCUGCAUCCCAACGUCUCCCAUGCAAUGGUGGUCGGCAUCAUCAUAGGAAAAACUGAUGUCAGAAGCUUUCCUGAUAGAAAAAAUAUCGGUGUAGACAGAUUCACUUUUGGCUUCACCAUUAAGGACUCACCUGACUUCUUCAUCAAUGUGUCAGCCUGGGGAAAUGACUGUUACAUCAAUGGGCUCUCCAACAGCUUCAGUGUAGGAGACUGCGUCACCAUUGAAAAUCCUUUAGUUUCCAACAAAGACCCAGAGAAAGGGGACAGAUAUUGUCCUGCAACACCAAGUCUCUACAGGCUGCUGGUGACGGAGGCCCAUUCCCAGGUGUUGCUAUGCGCUGACAUGGACACCACUGACAGGUUGCUGCCUCUCAUCCACCUGCCUGUGAAGGACUCCAGAGAUUUCUACUCACUGGGAGACAUAGUGGCCAACGGGCAGACGCUGAACGGCACAGUGAUAAAUAUACUGGCAGCAGUGAAAUCGAUUGGAGAGCCGAAGCAGUUCACCACUUCAGACGGACGUAAAGGGCAGAGGCUGGAACUGAAGCUCUUUGAUGACUCCGUCUCAUCCUUCCCCCUCAUCUGCUGGGACAGAGAAGCCAUUCAGCUGGUACAGACUUUGAUACCAAAGGAGACGGUACUCUUCAUAGCGGAUGCAAAGAUUAGUUUUGACAGCUUUCGCAACGGCAUGACCGCAACUGUUAACUCGAAAACCGUUAUCACCGUCAAUCCCGACACCAGGGAGGCCAGCCUGCUGUUCAGUUAUGCUAAAGAGGUGUCUGCGUCUGGAGCUCUGGAUCAAGAUGAGAAGGAUGAGGAUAUUCCUGUGGAUUCCAUCACUGAUGUGUACACUGUGAAUCAGCUGAAGCAGAAGUCCCGGGAGAAUCCUGAGGCUUUCUUUGGCAUCACGUAUAGCUUCAUCUCCAAGCUCGACCUCGACUCUGAUGUUUCAAAAGUCAUCAGGACACGGUGUUCCAGAUGUAAGUUCCGGGUGAGUGAUGACAUGCUGAGUUGCACCAACCAGCUGUGUCCGGCGAGGGAUCAAACCUUUUCAGCUACCACAGGCUUUGACCUGCUGGUGGACGUCACAGACCACACAGGCACCCUGAAUGCCUGCACCCUGAGAGGCCCAGAGGCUGAGAAGACACUUGGCUGCACUACAGAGGAGUUUGCCAAUUUAACAGACGCCGAGCGGACUACGAUGAAGUGGAAAUUUCUUUUGGAGAGAUGCAAAAUAUACAUGAAGAUCUUUCCAUCCAACAAGGUGAAGACUGGGACCAGAGGGAUGGUCCUGGCCUGCUCGCUGGCAGACCCUGGCGAGGUGAAACAGCAUAUGUCUGCCCUGCUGCAGCGGCGCUGA